AAUCCUUUUAAGUUUUAAGAGAGCAAAAAUGUAGAUAACGGAAAAAAAUAAUACUUUAAAUCCUUUAGUUAUCUCCCAAUCCCGUAGUCUCUCUCUUGCUCUCUCUUCUAAGCUCUUAUCACACAGGCGACGGCGCCGACCAUCUGAACAACUUGGUGUCGACUGUUUUCCUGCUUCGCGCAUUCCUUACUUUCUAUACAACUUAGUUUGUUUCAGGGUCGGUUGAUUUGAUGUAUGGUGAUGUUGAUUAUUUGAUGUAUGGUGAUGUCGAUUAUUUGAUGUAAUAGUUUAUAUUCUGAAGGACGUUCAACACAAUGGCUCUUUUGAAUGUCAAUCCAAUGCAAAAUGUGAAUUGUUGCUAUCUCAGUAAGACUAAUAUGAAUCUGUUGAGAGUUCGCUUGCUUCCUUUGCAAAGUAGAGGAUGUGCUUGGAAGUCUUUGGCAGUUGAAGCGAAGUUUAGGAAAAGGGCAAAUUCUCGGACUGAAAGUGUCAAAAUCCGGAACAGACGAUUGCAGAAGAAGUAUAAUGGUACACCAACCAAACCAAGACUUUCAGUAUUCUGUUCUGACAGGCAGUUGUAUGCGAUACUUGUCGAUGAUGUCAAUAAGAAGUGUUUAUUUUAUGGAAGCACUUUGCAGAAAUCUUUACGAAGCGAUCCUGAUAUGAGCACAGUGGAGGCUGCAAAAGCAGUAGGUGAAGAGCUGGUUAAAGCAGCAAUAGAUCUGAGGGUCGAAGAAAUAUCAUCUUAUGAUCGGAAUGGCUCUGUUCCUGGCGAAAGGGUAAAAGCAUUUGAAAUCGCACUCUCUCAGCAUGGUUUUUUGCGCAGAUAGACAGUAGUUUGGACUUACAUCAAGAAACACCACAUGGAAUCAACAAAUUUGGUAGGAAGUGAUGUGGAGCUGGGAUUGAGCAUAAAGAUUUAUUGAAACAAAUUUCAAUCCUGUAAGUUGUAACCUGCUAAGUUCUGUUUUAUUAUUAAAAUUUUUUUCCCC
Molecule: messenger RNA, 992 nt
Organism: Beta vulgaris subsp. vulgaris (sugar beet)
Lineage: Eukaryota; Viridiplantae; Streptophyta; Magnoliopsida; Caryophyllales; Amaranthaceae
Exons: 5
Coding region: 315-830 (171 amino acids)
Biological process (GO): translation
Cellular component (GO): ribosome
Molecular function (GO): 5S rRNA binding; structural constituent of ribosome
Source: RefSeq, a predicted model, not a curated record